Messenger RNA from Oncorhynchus keta (chum salmon), 3120 nucleotides. Its product is annotated as NACHT, LRR and PYD domains-containing protein 12-like. The record is from RefSeq and is a predicted model, not a curated record. Bases 1530 to 2150 code for a protein of 206 amino acids. The transcript has 8 exons. NCBI's taxonomy places the organism in Eukaryota, Metazoa, Chordata, Actinopteri, Salmoniformes, Salmonidae. Gene Ontology annotation, molecular function: protein binding.
GCCCCUUUACUAUAAAAUUAUUUUUUCUUGUGCUUGUAUUGCAUUCCUGGAAUAAAAUUAACCCCGAAAUGUGCACCACCGGUGAAUUUAGCUGGAUUGUCUCAUACAGAUCUUUAUCAUAAUAGACGAGUAAACAUACAUUGAAGGGAUAUGCAAAGCAAAUUGACUUGGAAAUAAAAGUACAGUACAAAGCCCGCUUUGGACGAGGACAAUGGCCUUUUCGGGUAAAUUGCUUCUGCAGUCCACGCUGCAUUUUUUUCACUGUUGCAAUAUAUUUAAAAAAAAAGUUAACUAGGUUACUUAUUGUAAAAGUUAGAUUGUCUCGUAGGUGCGAACACCAUCUCUUCAAUUCCUCUCCUUUGUAGUGAGACGAGUACUACUCAUAUGCUAGCUAUCCGGACUACUUAUUUGUCUAGAGAGAUAGAUCUUGUUGUAUGUAGCGUGUGGUGAUGUUUGCGCCGUACAGUUCGCGCUCUUUUAGACUGAGUCUGAGUGUGACGCAUACUGUGGUAUUUCACCCAAUAGAUAUGGUUGUUGAUCAAAAUUGGAUUUGUUUUCAAUUUCUUUGUGGAUCUGUGUAAUCUGAGGGAUAUACAGUGCCUUGCGAAAGUAUUCGGCCCCCUUGAACUUUGGGACCUUUUGCCACAUUUCAGGCUUCCAACAUAAAUAUAUAAAACUAUUUUUUUUGUAAAGAAUCAACAAGUGGGACACAAUCAUGAAGUGGAACGACAUUUAUUGGAUAUUUCAAACUUUUUUAACAAAUCAAAAACUGAAAAAUUGGGCGUGCAAAAGUAUUCAGCCCCUUUACUUUCAGUGCAGCAAACUCCAGAAGUUCAGUGAGGAUCUCUGAAUGAUCCAAUGUUGACCUAAAUGACUAAUGAUGAUAAAUACAAUCCACCUGUGUGUAAUCAAGUCUCCGUAUAAAUGCACCUGCACUGUGAUAGUCUCAGAGGUCCGUUAAAAGCGCAGAGAGCAUCAUGAAGAACAAGGAGGUCCGAGAUACUGUUGUGAAGAAGUUUAAAGCCGGAUAUGGAUACAAAAGAUUUCCCAAGCUUUAAACAUCCCAAGGAGCACUGUGCAAGCGAUAAUAUUGAAAUGGAAGGAGUAUCAGACCACUGCAAAUCUACCAAGACCUGGCCGUACCUCUAAACUUUCAGCUCAUACAAGGAGAAGACUGAUCAGAGAUGCAGCCAAGAGGCCCAUGAUCACUCUGGAUGAACUGCAGAGAUCUACAGCUGAGAUCUGUGCCUCGACACAAUCUUGUCUCUGAGCUCUACGGACAAUUCCUUCCACCUCAGUUUGGUUUUUGCUCUGACAUGCACUGUCAACUGUAUGACCUUAUAUAGACAGGUGUGUGCCUGUAACCCUAACCCUGGUCUCAUAGCAAAGGGUCUGAAUACUUGUGUAAAUAAAGACUUGCUGGCUGUAACCUCACAGCGCGGUCUUGGGGAGUAGUGGCCUCAGCUAUAAAGUCAACAAACUUACUGCGAAAGCUGGACCUGAGUUACAAUGACUUGCAGCACUCUCGUAUGGAUCUGCUCUGUGAUGGGUUGUGUAGUCAAAGCUGUAAACUGAAGAUCUUGAGGCUAAAUCAAUGCAAUCUAACAAUGGAAUGUUGUUCAGCUUUGGAGUCUGUUCUUAGCUCAACCUCAUCACACCUGAGAGAGCUGGACCUGGGUGGCAAUGAUUUACAAGAUUCGGGUGUGAAACUGCUCUCUGCUGGACUACAGAAAUUGGAGACUUUGAUGAUGUCAUCCUGUGGCAUCACAGAGGAAGGCUGUGCUUCUUUGGCUUCAGCUCUACGUUCAAACCCCUCAUACCUGAGAACGCUAGUACUCUGUGACAAUAACCUGCACAAUUCAGGAGUGAAGCUGCUCUCUGCUGGACUGGGGAGUAAACAUUGUGAACUGGAGACACUGAGGCUUUCUGGCUGUCUUGUCUCAAUGGAAGGAUGUGCUUCUCUGGCUUCAGCUCUGAGGUCAAACCCCUCACACCUGCGAGAGCUGGAUCUGAGCUACAAUCCACUCUUCAUACUAAAUGUGGAACACAAUGAAGAGUGCUACUUAAAACCAGGCCUGAAGAAGUAUGCCUGUGCGCUCACACUGGACCCUAACACAGCACACAAAACACUCUCUCUGUCUAACAACUGAAGAACUGUGACAUGGGAGGAUGAUGAUCAUCUGAGUUUGCCUCACACAGAGAGAUUUAAUGACUGUCCUCAGGUGCUGUGUAGAGAGGGUCUGACUGGGUGCUGUUACUGGGAGGCAGAGUGUAGUGGGAAAGGGUUUCAUGUAGGUGUGGCAUAUAAACACAUGAGCAGGGUUGGAAAAGGGCAUAACUGUUUGCUUGGUUACAAUGACAAAUCCUGGAGCCUAAGACUCCUCAACCACGGUUUCCUCAAACUCUCUGUCUUGCACAAAAAUGAGCACACGGUCAUACCUGCCCCCUCUUCCAGCACUGACAGAGUUGGGGUGUAUCUGAACUCCUCACAAGGCAUUCUGUCCUUCUACCUAGUCUACUCUGACACUCUGACCCACCUCCACACAUUCCAGUCCACCUUCACUGAACCACUUUAUCCAGCAUUUUCAGUCAAUGACUAUUCAUCAGUGUCCCUGUGUUAGGUCUUAAAUUGGCCUAGAGAAAAGGAUUAUGUUGAAUGUUUACUAAUAAACUGCUGUACUUCUGAGUCCAUGAUAGAGAUGGAGUCUAGACCAUAUCCAGUUGACCAAUACAUGGAAAUACUCAAUUCAUAUUAUCCAUAAUUGUUUGAACUCUUUCCCCCCCCAGUACAUUGCAAAAUUAUAAACAUUUGAAUGUUUUUGAAAGAACCUGGAUUCCCAAUCUGAGGUCCUACUGUAUAUGAACUGCAUACUUAUGCAAUAUAGUGGUUGAAAGUUUGACCUAUUCUGUAUGAUAUGUUGCGUUCAGCUACAAGGGGAGUUUCUCCUUAGCUUUUUUUUCUGUACAUUGUUCUCAGGGUUUGGGGUAUUUUUAUUUUUGAGUAAUAAUGGAAAUACAUUUUAUCAAACUAUUACAUGUACAAUAUGUAUGAUUGUGGUGUUGUGUAUUAUAAGAAAUGUUCAAAUGUGUUUUUAUAUGAAGGAUUUCUUAAGCUCCUAA